UGUGGAUUCAGCCGCUGCCUAGCAACAACAUUCAUUAGCGCGCUAGCUGCAGUUGCCAGGUUAGCAAUGCUGAACCCAUCCCGAAGAGCUGUGGAAAGAACUGCGAGCACUGGCGCUUUAUCGUCUCCUUUCAACGGGAACCUUUAGCUGCAGUAGUAGAAAAAGUGGAUCAAAAAGAAUUAGUUGAGAAAACACUUGUGCUUGAUAUCACAGCCGGAGCACUGCGGGGUUACUUAAAGUGGCUAGCACUAGCUUAGUAACAUUAGCACCGGGAGACACAUAUUUCUUCUGUAGAGACGGAAUCGCGGGUGAAGAUAUGGGCGUGUAAUUAACACGCUGUAUUUUAGCGCUUUUACAAGUUCAUCUUAUGAAUACAGCGAGGACUGGAUGUGUUAUAAAGGAAUCAUCCAGGUUUUAUUGGGCAGAGUGGAACUGAAAAAACAAACUAUACGCCUCCGUCAUGUUGGAAGAGGACAUGGAAGUGGCCAUAAAGGUGGUGGUAGUCGGCAAUGGGGCUGUUGGCAAGUCCAGUAUGAUCCAGCGUUACUGCAAAGGCAUCUUCACUAAGGACUACAAGAAAACAAUUGGAGUGGAUUUUCUUGAACGGCAGAUAGUCAUAAACAAUGAAGAUGUGCGGCUGAUGCUGUGGGAUACAGCUGGACAAGAGGAGUUUGAUGCCAUUACAAAGGCCUACUAUCGGGGCGCCCAAGCGUGUGUGCUAGUCUUCUCUACCACAGACCGGGAGUCAUUUUUGGCCAUUGAGAGUUGGAAGGAGAAGGUGGAGGCAGAAGUGGGAGAUAUUCCUACUGUUUUAGUGCAGAACAAGAUAGAUCUGCUUGAAGAGACUGUCAUUAAAAAUGAAGAAGCAGAGGGGCUAGCUAAAAGAUUGAAACUGAGAUUUUACCGAGCUUCAGUAAAGGAAGAUAUGAAUGUAAACGAAGUUUUUAAAUACUUAGCAGAAAAAUAUCUACAACGACUCAAACAACAAACAGCAGAAGAGACAGAGGUGGUUCACACAACGAGCAAUAAAAUAGGUGUAUUUAAUACCACUAGUAAUGCUUGCAAUCAAAGUCCCAAUGGCAGAGAAAUUAUCACUUUGCGACCUAACAAACAAAGGACCAAGAAGAGUAAAAAUCCCUUUGGAAGCUGCAGUGUCUUCUAAUCUAUACAGUAUGUGUAUUUUAAUUAGUCUGUAAAGAAUAAACUGGUUAUUGUAUUAAUUAAAGGUAGCCAAUUUCGAGACCAAAGCCCUUUUUGUAAGUUGGUUGGAGCUACAUCAUCAAAUUUGAAUUCGCUGGUUCUUCUACCUGUGGCUGCAUUGCAUCAUAAUAGCUUCACUUGUCCUGCAUUUCACCUAUCUCAACAGUGCAAUAUGUUAGAAUUUGUUGUUGACUAAUCUAAUUUACUCCUUAGCAAAUAGAAAAAGCUAUGCUAAUCUAAAUUCAAAAUUCAGAGCAAAUAAGUAUUUUACUAUUAACAGCAGUGUUUGUAGAGAUUUUUCUGAAGUGUUAAAUAGUGCCAAAUGUAUGACUUCUGAAUACUAAACCCAGAGUCCUUUUUAUACACAACAAAACCUGAAUGUACUACAUGUAUGACAUUCAGUGCACUUCUCUGACAUGACACAUUUCAACUUUGCCUCUGAGAGUAUGGUAGAUUUUAUUUUAUUAUAGCUAUUUUAUGUAGUAACAUUUUAAUGGUUAUGGUACAAGAUGACACAAGACAUUUGUAUUAUGAGUUAACUAUUGUUACACUACAUUAAAUAACUCUCUUCUUUCAAUGACACUAAUGGAAAAGCACAAAAUAAAAGAUUAUGGUUCAUUAGUACCAUUUUAAGAGUGCAUGCAUGUGAGUGUUCAUUAAGAUAGAUGUUUAAUGGUCCCGACAUGAACUUCACUGUAGCUUACACACAUUAUACAAAAAGUAUAAACCCUUCUUUUUGUCAGAUUAAGUCACAGUAGGUGCUUAAAAUGUGUUUUACUUUGUCAGGUGAAAUAGUGGUGUCACAUUUUAUGUUAAUUAAGUUACUGCAUGCAAGUGUUUCCUUUACACAUUAUAGGGAAUGAUGAACAGUAGUUUCAAAGCCACAAUGCCUUGUCAGGUGUUUACAUUCCCUCUACUAUGUAUUUUUUUUUCUUCCUUUUUAAAAAAAAAAUACUGUAUCUUAUAUUUACUUAACUGCAUUUAUAGAAAAUGUGCAUUUGUCUUUGGCAUUGUUUGUAAGUUUCUUUGUUUACUAAAUCAAGCGCACUUUAUUACAGGAAAAUUUGCUAACAAAUGUAAUAUUUAAAACCAUUCUGUGCUGUCACUCAGGUGUCCUUCAAACAUUGUCUCCUGCCUUUAACAAAUGACUUUAUGAACAUGGAUUAAGUUAAUGUAUGCAUUUAGACAUUUACAAAAAACUGUCCUAGUUUUGGUUUAUGACAUUCAAAUGUACCAAAAUGGUGCCACAAAGCUGCAUCUUACCUUUUGGUUGAGAGGAAAUGGUUGAAAUAAAACUUUCUAUAAGCCGUGAGUUGA
Molecule: messenger RNA, 2517 nt
Organism: Periophthalmus magnuspinnatus
Lineage: Eukaryota; Metazoa; Chordata; Actinopteri; Gobiiformes; Gobiidae
Gene: rab23
Product: RAB23, member RAS oncogene family
Exons: 7
Coding region: 461-1162 (233 amino acids)
Molecular function (GO): GTP binding; GTPase activity
Source: RefSeq, a predicted model, not a curated record